AUGAGCAGAAUCAAUGGCUUGCCGGAUGACUUGUUGGUGAAGAUACUAUCGUAUCUUCCGACAAAAGUUGCUGUGUCCACAAGCAUCUUGUCGAAACAAUGGCAGUUUCUUUGGAUGUGGUUGCCUAAACUCGAGUACAGGCCUAAAUAUGUUUCAGAGCCUGCACUUAAGGGGUUUAUCGACAAGAACCUGCCAUUACAUAGAGCUCAUGUCAUAGAAAGCUUGCGUCUUACUAUAAGUGAUGAACACAUUGAGUCUGAAGAUAUCAAACGGUGGAUUGAAAUUGCAGUUUCUCGCCAUGUACGUGAGCUGGAAAUUUCUUAUGAACCUGCUUACGAAAACAUAUUUCCGAGCAGCUUUUAUACCUGCGAAUCGCUCGAGAUCUUGAAACUCAAAGACGUGACUCUCAUGGAUGUUCCUCCCUCAACGGCGUGUCUUCCUUCUCUGAAAACUUUGGAACUUGAUAGUGUUUCAUACGAAAGAGAUGAAUCUCUCCAACGGCUUCUAUCUAUAUGUCCUGUCCUUGAAGAACUAUCGGUGCAUUUUGGUGGCGAGGACGAUUUGGUUGAGUUCAGUAUUAUUGUCCCGUCUUUGCAGAGAUUAUCACUCUUUAUAGAUGAUGAUUAUCUGGAUUUAGAUAGGUAUGUGAUAGAUACUCCUUGUUUGAAGUAUUUCAAACUUGAGGAUUGGAAUGAUUCAAGGACCUACUGUGAGAUUAAGAAUAUGCCUACACUGGAGGAAGCUUUUGUCGAUGUUUUCUUCUCUCGUCUUGAGAGUGUUGUUGAAUCAAUCACAUCUGUCAAGCGUCUAACCAUAUGUUCAGAGCAAGAAGAAGAAGAGGAUGUGUAUGGUGGUGGUUUUGUUUUCAACGAGCUUGAACAUCUGAAGUUAUGUUUGUGCAAAAAGAAGUCGUCGAAUGUUCUUGCACAGUUUCUCAAAGACUCUCCUAACUUACGAGUACUAGAAAUCUCGCCCAUGGAAGAUCAUGGGGAUGAUGUGCUUAAUGGUAUGGUUAGCUGGAACGAACCGAGUUGUGUUCCUGAAUGCUUGUUGUCGAGUCUUGAAACUUUCAAAUGGUCACAAUACUUUGCGAGACGGCAAGGUCGAGAAAUUGCGGUUUACAUGUUGAAAAACGCUUGUCACUUAGAGGAGGCAAUAUUCUUGGCUGAUACAAGGGAAUUUGGUGUUCCAAAAUUUAAGAUGGUCAAGGAGUUGACACUUUAUUCCAGAGCUUCAAGCACAUGCGAGCUCGUGUUUGUUGAGGGGCAUCAUGUUGUGUCACGGCAUAAAUAG
Microthlaspi erraticum is the source of this 1293-nucleotide messenger RNA. The record is from the annotation of a GenBank genome assembly. NCBI's taxonomy places the organism in Eukaryota, Viridiplantae, Streptophyta, Magnoliopsida, Brassicales, Brassicaceae.